AUGUCAUCGGAAACAAAUCUUCUAUACCCACCGCCCAAGAAGUCUACGUACCCGAUCGUCUCAAUCGUCGUCGAAAAGAAAGGAGACGAAACAAAAACUUCGAUGAGGCAAAGUGAGAUCUACGCUUACAGUCCAUGGAUUAGAAUUGGAGGAGGAUGCAUGAUCAUGCCAACGAUCAACUACGAUGAAUUCCAGCCUGGAGAUUGGUUUAAAUCAAAACCAGUAUAUGCAACGGAUCGAUCCGGAGAAGUUGCUGAUGAGAGAGAGUUGACAUGCUUACAAAAGAUCAACCCGUCGGAUCACAACAUAUGCAAAAUCCCUCCUACGAGAGUGGUGAAUGGCAACGUCCAAAUUGUGUGCGCAUUCAUGCUCUGUCCGAAAUUCAUCCAAAAUUUGACGACCAAAAAUUCGUUUGGUUGCUAUAAGAAACUAUAUUUGCUGAAUAUGGGCCAAGGAUUCGUUCACUCCAAUCAUCCGUUCUUCCGACAAUUAGAUUCGAAGAUCUACUUUGGUGUGUUCGAGUUCCGAGCCAAGGAUAAUGGAGCUGUCAACUUUUCCUCCCGCUCAAUACUUCGUAAUCAAUCGAAUAGUUUAUUGGAACGAGAUUGCAUGUGGGAAUUGGUGGAUAUUCUGGAAGAUGUAGUAGGAGAGGAAGUCAAAGAAGAAAUGGAAAAUAAGAUCGAUAAACUUCGUGAAGCUGCCAAAUCUUACCACGAAGAACUAAAAAAUCGACCGAUUGAUGAAUCAGCUGUUAAGAAGGAAGCACUGAAUGAGAGAGGAUUCGAAUCUGAAAAACAUCCAUCGCCAUGCUCACCACCAAACAAAAAUGCAUCUCCUUCUGAGCCAACAACUUCGAAUGAGAUUGAAUAUCUAGACUUGGAAUCAUAUAGAUCUAGAAUUAUUGUAUCUGGAAAAUAUCGAGGAGCAGAUGGAGUUGUUGUGGAGAAAUGGAAAGAUUUGGAGACAGGAGAAAUGUCGACGAGUGACGAUAUUCUAGUUUUCAAGUUCAAUGCUCGCUACGGAGUCAUCGAACAUUCAACUCCAACUACAACUACUCCAACCACGUCUCACUCUUCGAACAAGGCGGUUAUCUUGAAUUCAGAAUCUGAAGAGAAUCAGAGAGAAGAACCGAAACCCGUUGAAGAAGAUCCCGAUGUUACAAUGUAUACGUUGGAGCUUCGUGGAGAUAACAACGCCAACCCGAUUCCAAAAUCUCAAAGUGAUCACCGUCAUUAA
This is a messenger RNA of Caenorhabditis remanei, 1236 nucleotides long. RefSeq lists its product as uncharacterized. The transcript is spliced from 6 exons. Lineage: Eukaryota; Metazoa; Nematoda; Chromadorea; Rhabditida; Rhabditidae. The coding region runs from base 1 to 1236 and encodes 411 amino acids. The record is from RefSeq and is a predicted model, not a curated record.